UUGCGGGGUAAAUAAUGGGUGGGCUAAAUCUCAAUGAAGUUGGGUUUCUUUUAGUUACGGGAGCAUCCCGUGGGAUUGGGCAGACAAUGGCUGUGGAAUGUGCCAAAGUGAUGAAGCCCGGAUCACUUAUUCUCCUCCUGGCACGUUCAGCUGCUGGCCUGGAGAGUACUAAAGGGGAGAUUUUGCGUGCCAAUGAUCGUGUGACCAUUGUUACGGCCUCCGUGGAUCUCAGUGAGCCUUCUAAGGAAGCUCUCGAGGGGAUUGUGACCAAAGCGCUGGCCAAUAGUUCCAAGGAAUCCUUUCAAUACGCCCUGAUGAUUCACAAUGUCGGCACUUUGGGGGAUGUGGGCAAGUGGGCUGUAGACAUGGAUAAUCAGGCCAUCUGGAGGGAACAUUUUGCCAUGAAUGUCUUCUCCGUGGCCAUCCUCAAUGCAGUCUUCAUGGCCACUUUCCCGGAAACGAAGAAAUUCAUCGUUAAUGUCACAUCCAAGGCUGCCAUUGAGCCCUUUCCCAGCAUGUCUCUCUACUGCUCUUCUCGCGCUGCCCGGGAGAUGUACUUCCGCUGCUUGGCAGCUGAGAAUCCCACCAUUUGCGUACUCAACUACUCCCCAGGACCCGUGGAUACGGACAUGGCAGCGGAUAUUCGCACAAAUUCCAUCGAUCCCGAGCUCAAGACAACCAUGACGGGACUCUUCACAUCCGGGAAUCUCGUCACACGCGAACAGACCACGAAGAAAUUCAUUCAAGUCCUCCAGGAGGGAGCCUUCGCUUCCGGAGCUCAUGUGGAUUACUACGAUUAAAGCUUUUUUUUUUUCGGCACAUUCCCACUUUGUAGAGAUUUUUUUAUUGUUGCAAUAUACGAGCUUUUUCCUGCUCAAAAAAACU
Molecule: messenger RNA, 885 nt
Organism: Lutzomyia longipalpis
Lineage: Eukaryota; Metazoa; Arthropoda; Insecta; Diptera; Psychodidae
Product: sepiapterin reductase-like
Exons: 1
Coding region: 15-800 (261 amino acids)
Biological process (GO): tetrahydrobiopterin biosynthetic process
Molecular function (GO): sepiapterin reductase (NADP+) activity
Source: RefSeq, a predicted model, not a curated record